GCGCGGCCUCGUCCGCCCGGCAGCCCGGUCACGUGAUGAAGUCGUCGCCCCCACCCCGCGUUGUAAUUCACGUGACCGCCGGAGCACCCGCCACGUGACGAUACCGGGAAGCGGGCGGCGUUCAAAGCGGGAGGCUGCGUGAGGGUUACCCGGUUACCUCAGGCAGCGGGUUACCAGGGCAACCGGUUACCGGGGCGACCAGUUACCAGGGCAACCGGCUACCGUGGCGACGCGUUUCCACGGCGACCAGCCAGCGUGAUAUUCGACACUUGGAAGCACUUCAAACUCAUCCGCCAUGGCUGGUGACAUCACCGAUACGGGAGAACUCUACUCACCUUUUGUGGGGCUGGUGUACAUGUUUAACCUGAUCGUGGGGACUGGAGCACUCACGAUGCCCAAGGCCUUUGGCAUGGCUGGUUGGCUCGUCAGCCUCUUCCUCCUCAUCCUCCUCGCCUUCAUGAGCUUCGUGACCACGACGUUUGUUGUUGAAGCGAUGGCGGCAGCAAACGCGCACAUCCGCUGGAAGAGCAGCGAGGAGAAGAAGGAGCACGAUGACUCUGACUCAGAGGAAUCGGAGCGGCCGGGCAGCCCCGAGGUGAUGAGCUCCACGGGCAGCAGUGGCACGAGCCUGAACAGGGAGGACCGCUUCGGAGGCCGGGCCGAGAGACGACCUCUGCUUAGCCCUGAAACGGAAAGUCCGACCUUACGGAGGCCCGAUCUGUUUGAUAUCACACAGCGUGCUGAGAUGGGUCAGAUGGCCUCCAUAUUUUUCAACAAAGUGGGCCUGCACCUGUUCUACCUGUGCAUUGUCAUCUACCUGUACGGAGACCUGGCCAUUUACGCCGCCGCCGUCCCACACUCGCUGGCCUUCGUCGCAUGCAACGGGAUGAUGGCGUUCGAGACGGCGGAGGUUGGCAUGGAGAAACGACACUCGGCAGUGAUGGUCCUGCUCCUUGGUGUAGAGAGGAGGAGGUUGCGAGUGCCGCUGCUGUUGCAGAGAGUUCUACGAUGAGAGCUGUAGUACAGGGAGACAGGAGAGUGAAGAGAGACACGGGGGAAGAUUGCAGUGGCACAGGCAGCAGACGAUGUAGCUGACCCUGCUGCCGAUGAUGGAAGCCAGCGGAGGGAGGCGAGGGUGUCCAGCUGAGGAUGACAGGCGACGAGGAUGACGCGGGCGAGAUGGUUUUGUCACCGUUAGAGUUUCUUGAGGUUACUCGAAGAAGAUUGAAUCGGACUGGAAAUUAUUAGACAAGACUGAGAGCAUUAUACGUGCAACGCGGUGGUCAUAUUACAUGCAUGCAAGACGUAUGGAUGGGAGUCAUGCCUUCCUGUUGUUUGUGAGCAGCUCACCUUUGUGUGUUGUUAAAUCUAAAUAAUGUAAAUGUUGGUCAGUGUAUGAGCAUGUUCAUUGUGUCGUUGUGUAUUUGUGUCAAGGUGGUUUGCUUGUGCGAAAUUAGUGUGUUUUGUCCAUAUUGUAAAAGCAUAUGCAGCAAAUGGUUAUAAUUUACUGAAAGAGAAAUAACCCUUUCAUUUGGUUGCACGCCUGUAAUCCAUUGCUAUGAGGCAAGUGUUUCUGGAUCACUUAGAGUUGUGAUAAUUCAGCACCUGCUGGGAGAUAGCAGUGGAUUUAUAAAACCAUCUGUGCAUACUUUGGAGUUUUAUUGCAUCUGUGAGUUUCCUUUUUGUGUUUCCGUUUUCUUCCACAAGCAAAGUGCAACCGAAACCGAAAUCGGUCGGACAUCCCAAUUUACCAUCCUCCUAAAAAUAAUCUUGACUCAGUGAAGGUUUUCUGAAUUGAUCAAUGAGAUUAAUCUUGACGAGAAGCAUUCCUUUAUGAUGGAACGUUUGAACUGGUUUAAUUACUGAUUUCCAUUAGCGCAUCUAUGGCAUCUGAAACCAGUGCAACUGGGUUUCCUUGUGUUAUGAUGGGAAACCUGCAUGCACAGUGUUAUAAAAAUGAGUUGAGAACAUUUAAAAAGAUUUCAACUCGUUAAUGCCAGAAGCAAAAAAUAGCCAAGAUAUAUGAACAGAAAGCCGUUUAAAUGUUGGUUCUAAAAAAGACAAGGUUAUAAUACAAUUACAUUUGGAUAAAGGUCUCUUCUACAUUCUCAAACCACCCAAUUAAAGCAUACUUCGGGAGAGUGACUGCCUAUCAAUUUUAUAGUAAUUUCAUAGUUAAUAAAUUAGGCUUUUCCAGAUUAGGCAGAUUUUUUUUUUGCAUAAACCACCAGUGUGGAAGCCACAUGGGCAGUAUAUUAACGUCCACAGGGCGCUGGGAUCGAGACCAUUAACCAAGCUCCCUUUCCAUAUCAACUGCAUCUGGAGUGUGUUCCGAGCAAUUCUCCCAGGAAUCCAGUGCAAAUUUUGACCUGCAGGUUCCAGGCGAAGUAAUCUGAUAUCGUGGUUUGGCACACCGACCCACGCGGUUGCCCACAUUAUUUCCUUAAUUUACUCAUGCUUUUUGACGUUCCUACAUAAUGGAUUUGCAGCCGGUGUGCGGAUUGGCAUUUUCGUCACGUUUCACAGUGCACAGGUCUGCUGCGCAUGAUCUCUAGGCAUAGAGCUCUGCCACUCCCGUAUUUGAGGCCGGAUGAUUGGGGGCUCUGACGGUUUACAUUUAUAUUAUUUGAAAUACAUUUGGGCGUGACGAAUUUGCUUGAACAGGAACGCCAUUUUCAGGAAUGUUCAGUGCCUGCAGCGGACAAGACUGGGGCAUGAGACUGGCUCAUGCGAUUCUGUAGCAUCUGUUAUUGGGGAACAUUGAGGUUUGAGGUUCAUUAAUAAAUGACCCUUAGGGAUUACAGCAUGAGGUUGGGUAUAAAUGCUGAACCCUUCCAAUGUGCUUGCUCUGUGACAAGUGCAUUAAAAGCAAGGCUAUCCAUUCAUCCUAUAAUUAUAUAUUAAUUCAACUGUUGCAUUUAAAAUCGGAGCUUGUGAACAUGAACAUACACUGCCUGCUAAUUAAUAUAGGUUUUGGAUUAUUCAAAAAGGGGAGGAGGAAGGGAGACGUGACACGUCGUGGAAAGAAUUUUGCUGCUCGGAGCAAAUGACGUGGGAAUAGAGGGUGAUGGCUGUCAGGUCAAGAUGCCUCCAAUUUCAUGUGGACAUUAUGCUGGCCAGAUAUUCAGAACACACAAUUCCCCACCUAAACCAUGGAUAAAUAACAUUCUCAGUGAUGUUGCCUGCGGGAAAGAGGCUGAGAUUGAAAAAGCUUCAUCACCAUCUUGUCAUUGUUCGUAUUUGUCUGAUGUAUUUAAUUAUUUGUUAACAUCAUUUAAAUGUAUGCGUACGUUUUUACACUUGUUUUACAAUUAAAGAUGUGUCAUUCAUCAUAUGGUACUGUGGUUACAGUGGACGUUUGAGAGUUAAAAUCCUAGCCAGGGGUCGU
This is a messenger RNA of Lethenteron reissneri (Far Eastern brook lamprey), 3388 nucleotides long. RefSeq names its product transmembrane protein 104-like. The record is from RefSeq and is a predicted model, not a curated record. Lineage: Eukaryota; Metazoa; Chordata; Hyperoartia; Petromyzontiformes; Petromyzontidae.